Molecule: messenger RNA, 702 nt
Organism: Eubalaena glacialis (North Atlantic right whale)
Lineage: Eukaryota; Metazoa; Chordata; Mammalia; Artiodactyla; Balaenidae
Gene: INS
Product: insulin
Biological process (GO): glucose homeostasis; positive regulation of protein secretion
Cellular component (GO): extracellular region
Molecular function (GO): hormone activity
Source: RefSeq, a predicted model, not a curated record
AUGAAGGGCUGGCUCACAGGGCACCCCGAGAGCCCGCCAGAGAUCCCCCUGCUGGAGGGCACCCUGCUGCCCCGCCCACUGCUUGCCAGCUCUGCCUGCAGAGGCUCCUCCACUGCCUGCCCCCUCCUCCAGGCAGCCCCGGGGUCAUCUGCUCGCCCAGGGGACCCCCAGCCUGUGCUGAGCCACCAGCAGCUCCAGAGGGCUGAGGGGGUCCUGGCUGAGCUGUCCCAUCUCUGUGGAGGGGUCAGGGGCUAUAAAGCUGGCGGGGCCCAGCAGCCCCCAGCCCGGGACCAGCUGCACUCGAGGCCGUCAGCAAGCAGGUCUGUCCCUGCGGCGUUUGGGGGUGAGCACUGUCCUCGUGCCCCCACCAUGGCCCUGUGGAUGCGCCUCGUGCCCCUGCUGGCCCUGCUGGCCCUCUGGGCGCCCACCCCUGCCCGGGCCUUCGUCAACCAGCACCUGUGCGGUUCCCACCUGGUGGAGGCACUGUACCUGGUGUGCGGGGAGCGUGGCUUCUUCUACACGCCCAAGGCCCGCCGGGAGGUGGAGGGCCCGCAGGUGGGGGCCGUGGAGCUGGGUGGAGGCCCCGGUGCCGGCGGCCUGCAGCCCCGGGCCCUGGAGGGGCCCCCGCAGAAGCGCGGCAUCGUGGAGCAGUGCUGCACCAGCAUUUGCUCCCUCUACCAGCUGGAGAACUACUGCAACUAG